GUUGACAAUGCAGCUGUAAUUGAGAAUUUGACAUUUAUUCAGUACUUCGUUUAUUGCUCUAGUCAUCCAUUGAAUUUUACGUGACUCUCAAGGGAAUACCUGAUUUUUAAUUACUUUGCUUUUUUCAAAUAAAUUUGGAGCGAUGGGUUGCGAUGGCGGUACCAUUCCCAGAAGAGAUGAACUUGUUCGAAUAAGGAAGAAGCCAGAGCAGAAAGACAGAGAAGCAGAGUUGGCAUUCAGGUGGAGGCACUGCACCAUUAGACAAUUACCCCUUCAACCCCCAAUUGUUGCCUGCUCCCUGGGGAAGCUUUACAGCAAGGAGGCAGUGAUCGAGGGACUCCUGGAUCGAUCAACCCUGCCAGAGUCUGCGGUUCACAUUAAGGGUCUCAAGGACAUCAAGCCCCUGAAUCUCACCCCAAAUCCAGCUUACGAUGCGACUAAAGCUGAGACUGGAGAUGGAUACGUCGAUGGAGGAAAGAGCCCCUUCAUCUGUCCCGUCAUUGGACUCGAGAUGAACGGAAAAUACAAAUUCUGCUUUUUAUGGACUUGCGGAUGUGUUAUGAGUGAGAGAGCACUCAAAGAAGUUAAAAGUUCGGUGUGUCACAGAUGUCAAAAGCCCUUCGAGUCUUCAGACAUCGUAACCCUCAACGCAGAAGGAGAAGAUUUGAAACGGAUGGAGGACAACGCAGCGGCGCGAAAAUUAUCAAAGAAAUCGAAAAAGAGGCAAACGUCAGAAGAUGCUCCAGCCACCGAGGAAUCAUCAUCGAAGCCGAAAAAGCUAAAAAUAAAAAAGGAAGGAAAAGCCGGACCAAGCAGAGCAGGUGCCAAGAUCCAGGAUCCAGCUUUCAAAAAGACCAAGGAUAAUUACAGUGUAGCAAAGGAUCCAGCAGCAUCCGAAGUUCUAAAAAGCAUCUUCACGUCUCACAAAACAGCUGCUGAACAGACAAGGGCACACUGGGUUACCUACAAUCCAUUCUACAACUGAUUAACAAAAUAAUCAACAAAAAUAAUAUUAAUUAAAAUUAUUUGAACUUGAAUUUAAUAUCGUAAAGAUAUUCCUAAUGAAUUAAAGAUAAUUUAUCAAAAAAUUUCUCUCUGUCCACAAUUGAAUCAACAGAGUGUCUCUGACUGGACAAGUCCUCGUAAUGGACGGUUGGUAAUGACAAAAUCCCUAACUACCCUUAAUCCUAAUAGACCUCUCAUAAUUACGCUAUCACUGACUCGAUCCUGUAUUUCUACAAAAAUUUGUCAAUGUAUUGGUACCCUAAUAACACUUUAUACAAUAGUAUUCCUUCUUUUAAAUAAAAACUCUUCCUUAUGAUCCCCUGUGAAUUAAAAUUGUCCUAGUUUUGGGUGAAAAAUA
This is a messenger RNA of Fopius arisanus, 1363 nucleotides long. Its product is annotated as protein RTF2 homolog. Gene Ontology annotation, cellular component: nucleus. The coding region runs from base 143 to 985 and encodes 280 amino acids. Lineage: Eukaryota; Metazoa; Arthropoda; Insecta; Hymenoptera; Braconidae. Gene Ontology annotation, biological process: mitotic DNA replication termination; site-specific DNA replication termination at RTS1 barrier. The record is from RefSeq and is a predicted model, not a curated record. The transcript has 3 exons.